Megalobrama amblycephala (Wuchang bream) is the source of this 2118-nucleotide messenger RNA. RefSeq names its product glutamate-ammonia ligase (glutamine synthase) a (gene glula). The record is from RefSeq and is a predicted model, not a curated record. Lineage: Eukaryota; Metazoa; Chordata; Actinopteri; Cypriniformes; Xenocyprididae. Gene Ontology annotation, cellular component: cytoplasm. Bases 179 to 1294 code for a protein of 371 amino acids. The transcript is spliced from 7 exons. Gene Ontology annotation, molecular function: glutamine synthetase activity.
AAUCACACGCGCCGGGAUCCUGCGAACAUACAUAUAAAUCAGGCUGACAGCCCAAACUCCCAGGCAGAGAAUAUGAGAAUAUCGAACACAAAAUAAUAAGUCAAGUAACUGGACCUGCCAGUGCGAUAUCAUACAUUUUAAUUUCUGUUGGUGUCCAGGUGUUUUAUAGUAAUAAAAAAUGGCUACGUCUGCCAGUGCUCAGUUGAGUAAAGUGGUAAAACGGCAGUAUAUGGAACUGCCUCAGGGAGACAAAGUACAAGCCAUGUAUAUCUGGAUCGACGGAACCGGAGAAGGACUGCGAUGCAAAACCAGGACGCUGGACUCUGAGCCUAAAAGCAUUGAAGAUCUUCCUGAGUGGAAUUUUGAUGGUUCCAGCACGUAUCAAUCUGAAGGCUCCAACAGCGACAUGUAUCUCAUCCCCUCAGCCAUGUUUAGGGAUCCUUUCCGCAAAGACCCCAACAAAUUGGUCUUGUGUGAGGUGCUCAAGUACAACCGAAAGCCUGCUGAAACCAACCAUCGUCAUACAUGUAAAAAGAUAAUGGAAAUGGUAGACCAUCAGAUCCCUUGGUUUGGCAUGGAGCAGGAGUACACUAUCCUGGGUACAGAUGGACAUCCAUUUGGUUGGCCCUCCAAUGGGUUCCCUGGUCCCCAAGGACCUUAUUACUGUGGAGUUGGAGCAGAUAAAGCCUAUGGCAGGGACAUCGUGGAGGCACAUUACAAAGCCUGCCUGUAUGCUGGUGUGAUGAUCUGUGGGACCAAUGCUGAAGUUAUGCCAGCCCAGUGGGAAUUCCAGAUUGGCCCCUGUGAAGGCAUCAACAUGGGGGAUCACUUGUGGGUAGCUCGUUUCAUCUUGCACAGAGUUUGUGAAGACUUCGGUGUGGUAGCUUCAUUUGAUCCUAAGCCGAUCCCAGGCAACUGGAAUGGCGCUGGUUGCCACACUAACUUUAGCACCAAGGAAAUGCGGGAAGAUGGUGGGCUAAAAUGCAUUGAGGAGUGUAUUGAUAAGCUGGGAAAGAGGCACAACUACCACAUCCGCGCCUAUGAUCCAAAGGGAGGCCUGGACAAUGCUCGUAGACUGACUGGCCACCAUGAAACCUCCAACAUUCAUGAGUUCUCAGCAGGCGUAGCCAACCGUGGUGCUAGUAUCCGCAUCCCGCGAACAGUGGGACAAGAGAAGAAGGGCUACUUUGAGGACCGCCGUCCAUCUGCCAACUGCGACCCCUAUGCGGUCACUGAGGCCCUGAUUCGCACAUGUUUGCUUGAUGAAGAGGGUGAAGAACCCGUGGACUACUAGAUAUCUCUCCUUCUGGACUGAACUUUCCUCACAUUCUUGCCAUACUCAACCACCCCCCCCCCCCCUUUUUUUUUAUUUUUAUUAUUAUUAUUAUUAUUUUUUUUUUUAAAUGGCCAUCAAGCCAAAUUAGUACUGUAUCUUAUUUUCUAUCAGGGUGGUUCUAACCUGGCAUUUUAAUCACUGAAGUUGACUGGUCAACUUAACAUUUUAAGAUUAAAUCUGAAGUUAACCUGAUCUGACUGGGGACAUGGUGUUGCAGGGCAUGUCUUUCCCCUGUUUUUAUCUUAAAUAUUUUUUUCGUUCCUCAUUUUAAUUGUUGGUGGGGUGUGUGGUGGUUUUUUUUUUUUUUUUUUUUUGGGGGGGGGGGGGGGGUGUUUAACAUUAGCGUUGAAAGCUCUGAUCCCAUGACCCUACCUAUUGGUAGUUAAGAUGGACAGACACAUCAGGUGCACUGAAGAACCUAGGGUUGCCAAGGCUAGACAACAUCUAAUUUCUCUUAAACCAAUAGCUAGUUGUUGCGUAUGUUGACUUGGUUAUUAAAGUAUGUAAUGUUUCAAUGCGUCUUACUGACAGUGUAUUAAAUGGUAAAUUUGGGUAUCCAUUUUGACUGUACACACUGUUCAUGUUGUGCGGUACACUUCACAGUCGAGGUCCAAUAACUGUCCUGUUUUUAUACUUGUAGAUCUGUUAUUUGUCAUGUUAAAUCCCUGAUUCAUCAAGGAUUUGAUCUUGUUUUUAUCUACUACUAUGAUGUAACUGCACCUGUUUUGGUAAAAACCUGAAGUUGCUAAAAAAAAAAGACUUAAACAUUUAUUUUUACCACA